AUGGAAGCUUUAGCCGCUUUCGCGAAUGGCCGCAACUCCCAAAACCCUGGGAUGAACGACAACAUCUCUUCGGAUUCCUUCUACACGGCACCUGAGACUACUGACUCCAAGGACAUUCCACGUUCUUUUGCCCAGGUCGCUACUAAAAUGAAUGCCAACCAUUGGCGCAAGGCUAACGAGAGCGGUGGGCGGCGCAAUUCGAUCCUGCCGCACGAAGCCAAUGCUGUGGUGGAAUCGAAGCCAAGAGUGGCCAUGUCUGCUAUAAAACAAAAUGGUCGGAUUUCCAAACGUUCAAAGAAUGCCAACGUUUUCCGUUCCCAGACUGCAACUACAAAGAAACCAUCAGCUCUUUCAUGCAAUCAGACGCCCUCCCGAAGUCCCAGUUACGUAUUUUAUGGCAACCGCACAAUAGCCCGCAACCUAAACGUCCGCGAACUUGUACACGAAUGGCGCAACACUCAGGUCACGCAGUGGAAGCUGGAGAGUAUCCUAUGUGAGUCCAAGGGAAAGAGCUUCGAAAUCCCGGAGAUACUCUGGCCGAAUAUUCUACAACACUCGGGAAAGCACAUCUCCAAUGAAAACAGGAUCUUCACAGCAGUGCUGGUCGACCCAGUAUCCGACACCGAGCCCGAUACGGAUCGCGAAAUACGCAGCCCUAGACAACUUUCAACUCGGAGCACAUUUGACCCCAAGUGA
Molecule: messenger RNA, 696 nt
Organism: Lasiodiplodia theobromae
Lineage: Eukaryota; Fungi; Ascomycota; Dothideomycetes; Botryosphaeriales; Botryosphaeriaceae
Product: DNA repair protein RAD5
Exons: 3
Coding region: 1-696 (231 amino acids)
Source: RefSeq, a predicted model, not a curated record